AUGAUUAUCGUCAAUCCAACAAAUGUCCUGCUUCUCUCAGUUGCCAGCAUACUAUAUGUUGUCUAUCGCCGAUUCAUGGCUAGACAUGCCCUGCCCCUCCCACCAGGGCCCAAGGGUAUUCCGAUACUUGGAAACGUCAACGAUAUGCCCAAGCCAGGAAUGCUAGAGUGUCAUCAUUGGCUGCAACAUAAGGAUCUAUAUGGCCCGAUAAGUUCGGUAAAGGUGCUGGGCCAGACAUUUGUCAUCAUCAACGACCCUACUAUCGCUUUUGAGCUCCUGCGCGACCGAUCGGCAAUCCACUCUUCACGUCCAAGCCAAAUAUUCAGUGGUCAGAUGGUUGGCUGGCAAUAUGCUACUGCUAUCAUCCCAUACACAGAAGCAUGGAAGAUUCACAGGAAGAAUAUCACAAAGAUAGCAAGCACAAAUGCGUCAAUAGCCAUUUUCGAUCGCGCCCAAGAAGCGGAGUCAGCCCAUUUCUUGUUGAACCUCUUAGACACACCGGACAAGUUGUUUGAUCACAUCAGGCACGAGGCUGGGAGUGUGAUUCUCAAGAUCACGUAUGGCUACAACACUGCACCUCACGGGCAUGAUCCCUUCGUGGACCUUGCUGCGGACACUAUGGCCCAGUUUGCUACCGCAACUGUACCAGGCCGUUGGAUGGUUGACGUCUUGCCAUUUUGUUUUAAGCGUACGGCUAGAGCGAUGGCGGCACAGCUAAAUAAGUGCACGAAUCAACCGUAUGCAUUUGUGAAAAGGCAGAUGGGUGAAAAGAGGCACACGCCUUCUUUCUUAUCACAAUGCAUCGAUGAUAUCGGUGCAGAUCCAGAAAUGGAAUUUGUUCAUAAGUGGGCUGCUUUAGCACUCUAUCUUGGUGGCGCUGACACGACCGUCUCUUCGAUCAUGACCUUCUUCCUGGCCAUGACGGUGUUUCCAGAAGUACAAAAGAAAGCUCAAGAAGAGCUCGAUCGCGUCAUUAGCGGAGAACGUCUACCUGUAAGCAAAGAUCGUGAAAGCCUUCCAUACAUCGAUGCUGUCAUGAAAGAGACCCAUCGCUGGCACCUUGUUGUACCCAUGGGUAUCCCGCAUUCCAGUACCGAAGAGGACACUUGCCGCGGCUACAGAAUUCCGAAAGGCGCUAUACUCCUGCCUAACAACUGGCACUUUACACACGAUCCUGCAGUUUAUUCCGAGCCUAUGAAGUUCAAGCCGGAGCGUUACUUUGAUACCCCAACACACAAGGCUGAGCCUGACCCGCGAAAUCACAUCUUUGGCUACGGUCGACGCAUCUGUCCAGGUCGCUAUGUGGCUGAUAACGCUUUGUUUGUUACCAUUGCUCAGACCCUCGCCGUUUUCAAUAUUAAAAAAUUUGUGGACGGUAACGGGCAUGUUGUGGAGCCGGAAUUAAGGUUCGAGGCUGGCACUGUGAGUCACCCGGUGCCGUACCGAUGCUCCAUCAAGCCCCGCUCUGCAGCGCAUGAGGAGCUUAUCCGAGCGGCGCAGCAAACAUAUCCGUUAGAAGAAAGUCAUGCAAAGGAAUUAGAGGAUAUUGAGUGGUAG
Molecule: messenger RNA, 1557 nt
Organism: Pyrenophora tritici-repentis Pt-1C-BFP
Lineage: Eukaryota; Fungi; Ascomycota; Dothideomycetes; Pleosporales; Pleosporaceae
Molecular function (GO): iron ion binding; monooxygenase activity; heme binding
Source: RefSeq, a predicted model, not a curated record